This is a messenger RNA of Spea bombifrons (plains spadefoot toad), 999 nucleotides long. Its product is annotated as transport and Golgi organization protein 1 homolog. Gene Ontology annotation, biological process: endoplasmic reticulum to Golgi vesicle-mediated transport; protein secretion; vesicle cargo loading. Bases 67 to 999 code for a protein of 310 amino acids. The record is from RefSeq and is a predicted model, not a curated record. Gene Ontology annotation, molecular function: protein binding. Lineage: Eukaryota; Metazoa; Chordata; Amphibia; Anura; Pelobatidae. The transcript is spliced from 5 exons. Gene Ontology annotation, cellular component: endoplasmic reticulum exit site; endoplasmic reticulum membrane.
ACGUGUCUGCCUCUCUCUGCUCAUGCUCGCUCCCCUCCAUCUACCGGACACCGCCACCCUGCCGACAUGGCUGCGGCCAGACACCCCAUCUACCUGCUGCUCCUGUUGGCUCACCUCCCCCAGGGCAGCCGGGCGCAGGACCGGAGGUUCUCGGAGCUGAAGCGCUGCGCUGAUCCCGAGUGCAGCAUGCUCAUGGUCCGGGGGAAAGCGCUCAAAGACUUCACCGGCCCCGACUGUCGCUUUGUGAAUUUUAAGAAGGACGAAUCGAUCUACGUGUAUCACAAACUGGACGGGCGGACGACGGACCUCUGGGCCGGGACGGUUGGCACUACGUUUGGAUACUUCCCAAAGGAACUACUCGAUGUAAAACAAGUUUAUAUGAAUGAUGAAAUAGAGCUGCCGGCAGAUGAAACAGAUUUUGUAUGUUUCGAUGGAGGAACAGAUAAUUUUGAUAAUUACAAUGUUGAUGAACUUUUAAAUAAACCAAAAGCGAGCACAGCGGGGCCGGAGAGUUCAGAAGAGAAAGCGCAGCCGGAGGACCGGCCCUCGGAGGACCGGCCCUCGGAGGAAAAGGAGGCAUCGCUACAGAGCCAAGCGGGAGAAACUAAAAGCGACCAGAAGGACCGAGAUCAGGCUGAGCGAGAGGACGAAUCGGAGAAAGAUGGCGAUCUUGUAAAGGAUAAACCUGAAGAGAGCUCAGUGGGUCACUCGGGUAAAGAGGAAAGUGUCGAGGAAGCGUCCGUCGACACGCUUAAUGUAAAUAGUCAGUCUGAACGUACUCAGGAAGACAAAGUUGCACUAGAGCCUGAAGUGCCGGAAACUGCCAAAAAUGACAGCAUAUCUCAGGGAGAAUCUACGGGGUCAGAUGAGAAAAGCAAAACCUUGGAAGCCUACACCCUUCUGGAGGAAAACAUGCUGCAGGGCUUGAAGACGCACAUUGGGUCAUCGGAUGAUGCCGUGGUGACCGACGAUGAGGAGACCAGACAAAACCAGACUUGA